AACCAACGGCCCCAACAGAAGAGGCGCAACAUCUUCUAGCCUUCCUCGUCCCUCUUCUUCUUCCUCCGCCUGCCCCUCCCCCACCCCCUCCGCCUAUUAUAUAUCGCUAGCUCCCAGUUAGCGGCGGCGGUUUACUGCUGCCGCUGCCGCCAAUCAUCAGACGCAUCGCAGAGAAUUUAAGGGCUGGUGUUAGUUGGGGAGGGAUCGAUUCGAUUCUGCUAUAUUUUCUCCAAGCCGCGAGUCAAGGCACCCCUCCUUUUUCUUCUUCUUGAGAUUUGUUAAAAUCUCCAACUGAUUUGUUAAAAUCGUGAUUGGAAGAGGAAAGCAUUAAUCAAUCUAAAAGGAAGUCCCGCCCCGCUGCCUUUCCAAUGGAUGCCACCAAGCAGCAGCAGGACGACGAGGAAGCCCUCUCUAACUAUACUCCUCUCGACUCUUCUUGGGCGUCAACCUCUUCGUCCUCUUGCUUGCCUGUCUCAGGUGACACGGACAGGGCACCCCUGCUGCCCAGCAAGAUGGACGAUGCCGAAAAGGGAGUGAGGGUCGACAUUUCCGAGGAUACUGCACACCAGAUUAGCGUGGAUCCUUGGUAUCAAGUUGGGUUCAUCCUGACAACAGGAAUGAAUAGUGCAUAUGUCCUAGGGUACUCUGGGUCGAUUAUGGUCCCUUUGGGCUGGAUCGGUGGAACAUGCGGCCUGCUCCUGGCUGCUGCAAUAUCAAUGUAUGCAAAUGCUUUGCUUGGCCGCCUCCAUGAAGCUGGCGGCAAACGCCAUAUCAGAUACAGAGAUCUUGCUGGACACAUAUAUGGAAGAAAAAUGUAUGUGCUUACAUGGGCUCUACAAUAUAUCAAUCUUUUCAUGAUCAACACGGGCUUUAUCAUCUUAGCUGGUCAAGCACUAAAGGCAAUAUAUGUACUCUUCAGAGAUGACGGGCUUCUAAAACUUCCCUACUGCAUAGCAUUAUCUGGGUUUGUCUGUGCUCUUUUUGCAUUUGGAAUUCCUUAUCUAUCUGCUCUCCGGAUUUGGUUGGGAUUCUCCACUGUCUUCAGUCUCAUCUAUAUUGUUAUAGCAUUUGUGCUGUCGCUUAGAGAUGGGAUAACUGCGCCUGCAAAGGAUUAUAGUAUUCCUGGAUCACAGUCAACUAGAAUCUUCACUACGAUAGGUGCAGUAGCAAAUCUUGUAUUUGCUUACAACACUGGAAUGCUGCCAGAAAUUCAAGCAACCAUAAGGCCUCCGGUGGUCAAGAACAUGGAGAGGGCCCUCUGGUUCCAAUUCACUAUUGGUUCGUUGCCUCUGUAUGCUGUCACCUUUAUGGGUUACUGGGCUUACGGCUCGUCAACUUCAAGUUAUCUACUGAAUAGCGUUCAUGGUCCAGCUUGGCUAAAAAUUGUGGCAAAUUUCUCAGCAUUUCUUCAGACUGUCAUAGCAUUACAUAUAUUUGCAAGCCCAAUGUAUGAGUACCUGGACACGAGAUUCGGCAGUGGACAAGGUGGGCCUUUUGCAAUCCACAAUGUUGUGUUCAGAGUUGCUGUGAGAGGAGGCUACCUGACGGUGAACACGUUGGUGGCUGCGAUGCUGCCUUUCCUCGGCGACUUCAUGAGCCUGACAGGCGCCCUGAGCACCUUCCCCCUCACAUUCGUUCUUGCAAACCACAUGUACCUGAUGGUGAAGGGGCCCAAACUGUCUGCCUUCCAGAAAGGUUGGCACUGGCUGAACGUUAUUGGGUUCAGCCUGUUAUCUGUCACGGCUGCAGUUGCUGCGCUGAGGCUUAUCAUGCUUGAUUCCAGUACUUAUCACUUUUUCGCUGAUAUGUGAAGCCAAUUUUUGUUUAGAUUUUCACAUAGUUUAUAGGGGAGUGUGCGUUAGGUAAGUAGAAUAUUUGAAACCCUCAAUAUUGAAGAGGUGUUUCUUUAUAUGUAGUUGAUUGAACCUAUCUGAAUUUUCCUGCUAUAUGCAUUUGGUUAAGUUUUUUUUUUUGCAUGA
Molecule: messenger RNA, 1979 nt
Organism: Lolium rigidum
Lineage: Eukaryota; Viridiplantae; Streptophyta; Magnoliopsida; Poales; Poaceae
Product: probable proline transporter 2
Exons: 8
Coding region: 369-1811 (480 amino acids)
Cellular component (GO): plasma membrane
Source: RefSeq, a predicted model, not a curated record